This is a messenger RNA of Clarias gariepinus (North African catfish), 152 nucleotides long. Its product is annotated as sarcolipin. The record is from RefSeq and is a predicted model, not a curated record. The transcript has a single exon. Gene Ontology annotation, molecular function: enzyme regulator activity. Bases 42 to 140 code for a protein of 32 amino acids. Gene Ontology annotation, cellular component: membrane. Lineage: Eukaryota; Metazoa; Chordata; Actinopteri; Siluriformes; Clariidae.
CGGCCCGCCCCCGCUGUGCCCCGCCCCCUCGCCUGGGAGAAAUGGAUCGAUCCACACAGGAGCUCUUUCUGAACUUCAUGAUAGUGCUGAUCACAGUCCUGCUCAUGUGGCUGCUCGUCAGGUCCUAUCAGGAGGCGUGAAGCGCCCGGUCC